This is a messenger RNA of Frankliniella occidentalis (western flower thrips), 1269 nucleotides long. RefSeq lists its product as uncharacterized. NCBI's taxonomy places the organism in Eukaryota, Metazoa, Arthropoda, Insecta, Thysanoptera, Thripidae. Bases 488 to 976 code for a protein of 162 amino acids. The record is from RefSeq and is a predicted model, not a curated record. The transcript is spliced from 3 exons.
AAUGGGUUAGGCUGGUAGCAUAUGCUUGUUAAUAGGGCAGCAGAAAAUCUAAACGCAUCCCAUAGUACCGGGAAUCGAAUGGGAUAAGCCUGGGAGCGGGUCCACAUCUCCACGGAGGCGCCAGCUCCUCCUAGGGGAGGGGGAGGGGGGGUUGGACUAUAGGCGCCAUGAGACAAAAGUCUGAUACAGGGUAACAGUGUGUGAAUGUAUGUGGAGGUGAGUGACGAGAUUUGUUGCGGGUGGUGGGGAAGGUUGUUGGUUCAAUUCCCCCAAGUUCAGUCGCCUCCACAUACAUUUUUUAAAAAAGGGCAAAAAAUAAAACGAAAAUGGAUCGUGAGCGACUCAAAAAGCAUCUGCUUAUUCUGCUGACUCGUGAAGAGCGCCAAUUAGUUAAUAUUCUGAGUGGGGGAAUUAAGCCAACUAAGUGUUUUAUGCAAUGUAAGGGGCAAAUGCAUACUCAGCAAAAAGUGCCUUACACGCCACCUGCAUGGAAGAAGUGAGCGUUGACGAGUCUUGGGCGUCAGUGUGUCGUGAGCAGCGUGACCGAACGUACGUGACAAUGGCUGUAGUGUAUGGUGAGAGUUUAGGAGAGAGCAUGGAUUUGGCCCAACUCAUGUGGGGCGUGGAGAACUCCAAAACGGUACCAUCUUAUGAAGAGAUAGUAUCGUCAAUUGGAAUCACCCCGAGUGAACAGGUGCAAAACGUCCCUAGUGCAGAAAGUGCACCUGUUGAGGUUAGACGUGGUCGUCCAAAAAAGGUUAAAAACGUCGAGCCCCCGAAACAGACAAAGAAAACUGGCAGAAGACCGAAAGACCCUCGCGUUAAAGUGACAAAAUGUAAGAAGGUACCCCCCGCUAUUGUCAAAGUGUGCAAAAGAGCAGUUAAAAAUGAGAAAACUAGCAUCGGAGCACUGUAUAGGAGUCUUGGUGACAUAUGUCAUAAAAUGUCUGAACUAUGUAAAAUUUUGUCAAAGUGAAUAAAUAAUGCAUAAAACUUCAAAAGAAUUUACGAUUGAAUUCAAAUCCCUGUAACCCUGAUGUGUGGUGAAAAUGAAUAUUGAGGGAAGGGGGGGAGGUACAGUAAUAACAAAAAAUAGUUUAUACCCAAAAACAAAAACCCAGUUUAUUAAAAUAAAAAUACAGUGUGGCAAAAAAUACACUCACUACAGAAUAAGGUGCGCGAAGCGCAGUUCCACAUUAAGUGCCUUCUUGUCCUUGCCCAGACAACAUAUGGAGGGGGGGAAACCGCGCUUCGCACAGUCAUUCACUG